This is a messenger RNA of Tilletiopsis washingtonensis, 667 nucleotides long. Its product is annotated as DUF1168-domain-containing protein. Bases 26 to 622 code for a protein of 198 amino acids. Gene Ontology annotation, molecular function: protein kinase binding; double-stranded RNA binding; protein kinase inhibitor activity. Gene Ontology annotation, cellular component: nucleolus. Lineage: Eukaryota; Fungi; Basidiomycota; Exobasidiomycetes; Entylomatales. The transcript has 2 exons. The record is from RefSeq and is a predicted model, not a curated record. Gene Ontology annotation, biological process: negative regulation of protein kinase activity.
CACGGCACUCUUCGCGCCGCACAGCAUGGCCGACUCUCCCGCCGCCGCCGCCGCCGACGCGGCCGCUGCCGGCCCGUCGCGCACGCCGCGCCCGCAGACGCCGCAGGAGGUGCAGGCCGCCGCCGUCGCCCGCCUGCUCGCCAAUCCCGAGCGCGCCGUGCGCCUGCCCGGCCCACCCAAGGAGAAGGAGCUGCGUGCGCCGCGCGACAUGAUCAAGAAUGUCUCGGGCUCCAGCGCCGGCGCCGGCAGCGGCGAGUUCCACGUCUACAAGCACGCGCGCCGGCGCGAGUACGAGCGCGUCAAGCUCAUGGAGGACAAGGCGAAGAAGGAGGAAGAGACGGCGGCAUUUGCCAAGCGGCAGGCCGAGCUGGCGGCCAGCACAGACGCCAAGACGCUCAAGAACCGGGCGAAGCGCGACAAGAAGAAGGCACGCGCAAAGGGCGGCGCAGGCGCAGCGGGCGGCGAGAAGAAGGCCGAGGGCGCAGCGGCUGGGGAUGCGGCGGCGGCGGCCGAUGGCGAGGACGAGGAGCGCGAGGGCAAGCGGCGCAAGAUCGCGCGCGCCGCCGAGGGCGCCAGCAUCGCCUUCAAGCGGCCCGCCGGCGACAGCGACGACGAGGCGUGAGCAUGCGCAAUGCAAGAUACCCACGCCGAGGCGUGUGAUGCAGCG